AUGGCCACUGCCGACGAGGAUCAGGCCGCUGUGGCCUCCGAUGCCGCCGACGGCACGUCCUAUGCUUUUGUCUACGGUACUCUAAUGGCACCUGAGGUCUUCUUCACCGUCUGCUUCCGCCUCGCCCAACCGCCACCGGCUCUCGUCCGCGAGUAUGUGUUUCGCAACGCUGUCCUUCCCGGCUACACCCGCCACCGUGUCCGGUACCAGGAGUACCCGGGCAUCGUGCCGGACGACGCAGAGGGCGCCAGCGUCCGCGGUAUUCUCAUUGGCGGCGUCACGCCGGCCAACCAGCACCACCUCGACGUAUUUGAGGGCUCCGAGUACGAGCGCCGGACGGUCGAUGUUGUCUUGGACGAGGACACCAGUAAUGGUCAGACGACCGAAACGACCGAAACGACCGAAAAGACCGAAAAGACUGAAAAUACGAAGCAGAAGAAAACAGUCAAAGCGCAGGUGUACGUGUACAAGUACCCCGACGGGCUCGAGCGCCGCGAGUGGGAUUUUGACGAGUUUCGUCGCGAGAAAAUGCACAAAUGGGCGCGGGCCGACUACACUUUUGAAGGGUGCGAUCCAAACGAUCCGGCCACCGUGGCGGCUUAG
Sporothrix brasiliensis 5110 is the source of this 603-nucleotide messenger RNA. RefSeq names its product disease resistance protein. NCBI's taxonomy places the organism in Eukaryota, Fungi, Ascomycota, Sordariomycetes, Ophiostomatales, Ophiostomataceae. The transcript is spliced from 4 exons. The record is from RefSeq and is a predicted model, not a curated record. The coding region runs from base 1 to 603 and encodes 200 amino acids.